AUGGCAGCUAGCUUAUUCUGCUGGUUCCUUUUCUUCACAUUUGCAAAAAAUCUGCAAGGCCAGGUCUGGCAGUCCUGUUGGCCAUCCUGUGACUGUGUCACUGACAUCAAGUUCCUGAACUGCUCCUAUAGGGGGCUCACUUACGUGGCUGGGGACUUCCCCCCAGAUACCAAGCACUUGGAUUUGUCUGGGAACUUUCUAACAGCGCUCCACAAGGGGGGUUUCAGAUUGCUGUGGAACCUACAGGUCCUCCUCUUAAGUGACAACAACAUCAGCAGCAUUUCAGAAGGUGCGUUCUCUCCCCUGGAGAGUCUCUGGAAGUUGGACCUGAGCCAGAACCGGAUCUCCUACCUGAGCAAGAGCUUCUCCCUAGGCCUAGACUCUCUGAGGGAGCUUCUGCUGGGGGAGAACCAGCUGACCUUCCUGGACGAUGGGAGCUUCCUGCACCUGGACAGCUUGCGGAGGCUAGACCUGAGCGGCAAUGCCAUCCGGUCCGUCCAGACGAGGGCCUUCAUCUGCACGACCACGCUUCGCGAGCUCGACCUGCAGAACAACCGGUUGGGCUACCUCCCCAACGGCAUCUUCUCCAGCCUCCGGUCCCUGGAGGUGCUCAACCUGAGUGGGAACCGCAUCCACAGCAUAGAGGUGGGGGUCCUUACUCCCCUCAUCAGCCUGGCCUUAUUGGACCUCUCUCAAAACAACCUGCGCACCAUCCUCUUUAAGACAUUCCUCAGCCUCCGUACCCAUGGCACCCAUCUCCUCCUGGGGCGCAACCCUUGGCACUGCGACUGCGACCUGCAGAGGGUCUUCAGGAAGCUGCGCAGGGUGCGCAGGCUCUUCCUGGACGACUACCGUAACCUCAGCUGCGUGGAGCCGGCAGAGCUGCGGGGACACCUGCUGAGCCGGGCGGACGCCGAGCUGUGCGUUGCCGAGACGGUCACCGUGCUCGUCAUUACCGUCACCGUGGUGAUCACCGUGCUAGCCGCCAUCGUCAUGGCCGAGACAAGCAAGAGGAAUCCAAUGGCGAAGCAAGGCUCAGAGGAGAACACUGGGUUGGAGGACUACACUGAAAACUAA
Molecule: messenger RNA, 1077 nt
Organism: Anguilla anguilla (European eel)
Lineage: Eukaryota; Metazoa; Chordata; Actinopteri; Anguilliformes; Anguillidae
Product: insulin-like growth factor-binding protein complex acid labile subunit
Exons: 1
Coding region: 1-1077 (358 amino acids)
Cellular component (GO): plasma membrane
Molecular function (GO): protein binding
Source: RefSeq, a predicted model, not a curated record